Spinacia oleracea (spinach) is the source of this 438-nucleotide messenger RNA. RefSeq lists its product as uncharacterized. Lineage: Eukaryota; Viridiplantae; Streptophyta; Magnoliopsida; Caryophyllales; Amaranthaceae. The record is from RefSeq and is a predicted model, not a curated record. The coding region runs from base 1 to 438 and encodes 145 amino acids. The transcript has a single exon.
AUGUACAAGCAUCUUUAUAACUGUGGUGAGCAAGUUGAGUGGAAAAGGCUGAUUUUCAAUAGCAAAGCUAGCCCAAAAAGUACUUUUAUUGGGUGGUUAGCUAUUCAGAACAAAUUAGCAACAAAGGACAUACUCUUGAAGUGGAAUUUUAGUAUUGAUGGAAAGUGUGGAUUGUGUCAGUUGGGUGAUGAAACUCCGUCUCACCUGUUCUUCUCAUGCCAGUUCUCACAAGAAGUGUGGAGCCUGAUUUUGCAGAAUUUGGGUGUUGGUAGAAGUAUUCUCCCUUGGAAUGAUGAAGUGCAGAGAGCUGUGAAGAAAAGUAGAAGAAGCAAGAAUGCAGACUGUAGUUAUAGCAUUGCUUUUUUGGAAACUGUCUAUAGUAUGUAUUUGGCUGCAGAGGAACUCCAAGUUGUUCAAGGAUCAUGUUUAUCCUGUUAA